This is a messenger RNA of Rhipicephalus microplus (southern cattle tick), 2940 nucleotides long. RefSeq lists its product as uncharacterized. Lineage: Eukaryota; Metazoa; Arthropoda; Arachnida; Ixodida; Ixodidae. The record is from RefSeq and is a predicted model, not a curated record.
CCAAUCGCUGCUGGAGUUUUGCAUUUCGGUUUCUGCGUUAGGAAGGCAACAGAGUCACGCCGCAUUGGUGCUUGGCACCGCAACUGAAACGAACAUGGCCACCGCAGCGGAGCCGGCAGAACAGGAAGCCGGUAUUCUGACGCCGGAGUACAUGGCGUCGCUGCGGACUCUCUGCACGUGGACGCGACCAACGCUGGAACAGGUCAGCGACAUUUUCAACCAAGAGUUUCGGGACGUUUUGGGACUCGGUAUAACACAGCCUCUCGUCCCAGCCGAGCCUCCCGCUUCACCUGAGCCUUCCAUCCCAAUUGACGCUCCGUCAACAUCCCGCGGACGAACCCCCCGCUCUUCAAGAAAACGUGUCACCCAGAAGUUCACAGCCCGGCGGGGUCGCAGCCAGGGUCGCAGUCGCAAGUGGUCCAUAGCUGAAGAGCAUGAAGAUGAAAGCGCCAACGAGGGUGACACCACCUCUGGUGCUGCUGAUGUGGUCACUAAAGUUGGAGAGGACUACGGACGUUCCUGCACAUGGGAGCCCAAGGAAAAACGCUGCUGGCUCUUUGACAAGCUGGAUCGGUGGAACACCUUACUCGCUACUGGCUUACUUCAGCUAGUCGAGUUCAGGUGGGGCGAGUUCAGGCUGCAAGGAUACGCCGCGAUAGAUCUCACUCCGACGCCUCUGGAACACGUGCUUCGAGUGUCUCUACUGGUUCAUCUCUUGCUGAAAACGCACAGAUGCAUCCAGCGGGUCGAAGUAGACUUGGCUGUCACGAAGCUCGAAGAACCUGUUUUCUGGGACGCCCUUUACGGCUGCCCUGGCGUUCGUGAUCACUUUGAGUUCUGCGGCCACCACACUUUCUAUUUCCGCGAGGAAGAACCAGAAGAGUCCGUCCGCUGGGCUCAAUCGAUUGCUACCCUGACGGGCCUACGUUCACUGACCCUAGGAAAUAUUCUGCUCUCCCCAGAAGCCGCCGAGAUCCUCGGGAACUACGUGGAAGAAUCCAUUUCCCUUACCACGCUGAAUUUGAAACAUUUUGAGCCGGCUGAUGGGAUUAUUCCCUUUCUGAGACAUCUCGCUUUCAACAUCUCGGUGACGUCCAUGGAGGUGACCAUCGAAAUGCUAGAGAAUGAAGAAGGUCUGGUCUUUGCUGACGUCGUGCGUACACACGUUGCUCUCAACAAACUCGAGAUCCAUGGCUCGAAGGUCGCUACACCAUCGGCCUUAAUGAGAGCAGCGGUUGGAAGCCGGAGCCUCAAGACGUUUAUUCUCAAUGAGUGCAACCUCGCAGUUCUGGACCUCGCAAUCAUGUCUCGCGCCUUGUAUCGGCGCCCGCCGUCUCCGGUUAGUUUUCCGGGCGGGGCAUCAGCGUCCGAGCCGCCUACAAGUGGCCUGGAGAAUCUCAUGUUCUACAAAUGCGGCAAGGAAGAGGAUCGGAUGCUGGAAGUAGCCUUCGCCGAGCUUAUCACAGGGGGACUACGCCUACUCUCCAUUAGGGAAUGCUACCUGAGGGACACGUUCGCCGGACACGCUGCAUACCUACUGCAGAUGGACCGACGCCUUCAGCAUCUCUACAUUCAGAAUAACUGUUUGGGCCCUCUGGGGAGCCGAAUGAUGCUUAAAGGUCUGGCGGCCAACUCCACGCUGGAAGUGCUUGGCCUCGACUUAGCUCACCACCAACAUCUCAUCGCCGUGUUCGCAGUUAUGUGGCAAUACAAUCUCGCCUCUCGUCUAGUCGUCCACUGGCAUAACCCACUUGGUCGUCAGUACGCAAUUGCACGAACAUCGUGCACAUCGAGCACCGCUUAUCUGAACUUGUCCUGGCGGUGGCCCCAGGACCUGCAGCUGCUUCUGAACACACUCGGCCAGUGUCAUCGCACGAAACAGGCAGAGAUUGAGUUCCGACCACUGCCACCACCAGACUAUGUAUUGCUCCUGGCCCUUGCUCUCGAAAAUAUGCAGUAUAUCAGAAUAUUGGAGCUCUCCCUCACGAUACCAGAGCACCACGUUGUCCGGGUUUUUCGUGGUCUGGAAAAAAACAGGACCAUUCAACGGUUGACCAUCACACACACAAGAUUCACUAAAGAGGCCGUGAAAGCGCUGGCCCGAGUCGUUGCGCUGAACACGACUCUCACCGUGCUAAAAAUAGAACUCCUCCACUGCGGUGGCAACCAUUGGUACCAGCUGAAGGACAUCUGCUACGGGAUUCGUGAGGCCAUGCAGAUCAACUACUUCAUCAUCGACCUCUCCGUCUGUGUGGCAUCCGAGAACCGCGCCAGCGACUAUCAUAUAAAAGAAGCCCUUAGGCGCAACAUGGUGCUGGUAAACGAAGCCAUUCGGUUUAUCUACGGGUGGAGGGGAAAGACUCAAGCCCUAGCCUUCGAUGCCCUUCGGUACGCGGGCUCCUUGAAGUUUGCGUUAGAGGACUACUACGGCGCCGAAGAGGACGAGUAUCGCGUUCUCAUCAGGGACGCGCUGCAACAACUGGCCGCCAACUUCAUCUUCUACGCCGGCAUCGUCAAGAGCAAGCUUCAGUGCUACCCUCACACUGAAGAAGGCCGAAGAGGAGAAAGAACGAUUGACAUCCUUGACCCCGAAAUCCUUACCUACAUGUUCCGCUACCUCCGCCUCAGUGACAUUGUGAACCCUUGAACCUCUGUACGCUAAAACCUGUUCCUACAGUGUCAGAGAAGGUACUGAUGCUUCAACUGCUAAGCUUUCGAGAUGGUGAUGCAUUGGCAGAAUUUUUCGAUGGUUCAGAUCCAAAAGUUGGCACUUGGUCAUGACUCUGAAAAGAAACGGGCUUUUAAAUAUGAUUAGAGGUUGGGGCUUUUGAUUACGUUGGUAUGGCUAAUAUAUGUAACACGGAGCUACAUUGUUCAUCAUGUCGUUCCUUUUUUGGUGUAACAACAGCAUUAAAAUGUCUCAUACAGAUGGUUUCGUAA